AAGCUUUUUUUGUUAUUUUCAAUAGCAAAUUUUUUCAAUGGCAAAUUUUAAAUAGACUUUCAUUUUGAAUACAUUGGUAUAUUAGUAAACAUAAGAUUGGUUAUGGAAACAGGUUUAUUAUUCAAACUUUAUGUGAAAUGUCUAUUAUUAUUAUCGGUUUACGUUCGAAACAUCGAAUAAAUAUUUCCUUAAUUGUAACAUUUUAUAUUCUUGAAAUGUCUCAAUCAAGGGGAGAUAGAGGUUAUGAUACCUCAGAACCAUCUACCAGUAGUGGACAUCGUAGGAAACCUUAUGAGAGAAGCUCAGAAACAGAGCGAUUGGGAAAAGGAAUAGUAAAGACUAUUAGCCAUGAAGAUUAUUCUCAACCAAGUACAUCUAAAUCCACGAUAAAAGAGGAACCAAUGGAAACUAUGCUAGAAAGUGGAGAUCCACCAUCAGCGUUAGUGAAACCAAAGUGUGAACGACAUCGUAGGGAAGAUAUUUUUGUUACUAGACCAAGUACCUUAGUAACUAAAAAAGGAACGUCUGGAAGACCAAUAAUGCUGCAAUCAAAUCACUUUCGAAUACCCACAGGACCUAAUUGGUGUCUUUAUAAAUAUCGAGUUGAUUUCGAACCGGAAGAAACUCGUACAUUUGUUCGCAAGGGUAUGCUUAAACUUCAUAAAGAGAAAGUUGGUGCAUACAUCUUUGAUGGCACUGUUUUAUAUACAAGUUCUCGUUUACCAGAUAAAAUGGAACUAGUAACAACAAGACAAUCUGACAAUGUACCUAUCAAAAUUACUAUAUGUUUAGUUGGAAGUAUGUCGCCGGAUGAUUGGCAUUAUAUCAUUAUUUUUAAUAUAAUAAUGAGAAAAUGCCUUGAGCAUUUGAAAUUGCAGUUGGUGGGCCGUGACUAUUUUGAUGCUAAAGAUAAAGUUAGUAUAUAUCAAUAUAAACUGGAAUUGUGGCCUGGUUAUAUCACUACUAUUAGACAAUACGAGAAUGAUAUUCUAAUGUCUGCUGAAAUAACGCAUAAAGUAAUGCGUCAAGAAUCACUAUUACAUAUAUUGAUGGAAUGCUUCAGACAUGGUUAUGAUCAUAAGACAGAAUUUUGCAACAGAGUAAUAGGACUUAUGGUACUUACGGAUUAUAACAAUCAUACAUAUCGUAUCGAAGAUGUAGAUUUUGAUGCAAGUCCUUCUUCGACAUUUCCUAUGAAAUCUGGUCAACAUAUAUCUUAUCAAGAAUAUUAUAAGACCAAGUACCGUAUUGAUAUAACAAAUGCCACACAACCAAUGUUAGUAACAAGAUCAAAACCGAAAGAACGGAAUGCAUCAAAUCAAGGAAAUCUUGUUUAUUUAGUUCCUGAACUGUGCCGUGCCACAGGUUUAACUGAUGACAUGAGAGAAAAUUUUCAGCUUAUGAAAGCUUUAGCUACCCAUACUUGUAUCUCACCUUCAUCUCGAAUUGAUAAAUUGAUGAGAUUUAAUAAUAGACUUCGUCACGAGCCAAAAGUUGUACAAGAAUUUAAAGAUUGGGAUAUGUCGUUAGAUAGAAAUUUACUUCAAUUUCCUGCUCGUGUAUUAUAUGAUGAGAAAAUUGUCGUUGCUAAUAAUUAUAAAAUUAAUAGUUUUCGAGGAGAUUGGACAAGGAACAUGCAAAGGGCGCAUUUAUUUCAUAACAAGGAAUUAAGAAACUGGGUGUUAAUUGGAUCUCAACGAGAUAGAGGUGCUGUAGAUCGAUUUCUAAAUACGCUAUUACAAGUGUCAUCUCAAAUGUCAUUCAGGGUUACUCGCCCGCAAGAAAAUUGGUUACGCGAAGAUAAGUCAAGCUCGUAUACUGAGAUGCUUGAAUAUAUUCUUAGCAGAAGUAGUCCAGAUUUAAUAUUCUGCGUAGUGAGCAAUAAUCGUAGUGAUCGUUAUGCAGCCAUCAAGAAGAAAUGUUGUAUAGAUAGACCUGUACCAUCACGUUUUUUACAAAAAAAUUUAGAUGGAAAAGGUACUAUGAGUAUUGCUACAAAAGUGGCAGUACAAAUGAUCUGUAAGUUAGGCGGAGCUCCUUGGUCCAUUGAAACAGUGUUAAAGGGAUUAAUGACUAUUGGUUUUGAUAUAUGUCAUGACACAAAUACUAAAGGCAAAAAUUUCUUGUCUAUGGUAGCAACUGUUGAUCAGAAGCUGACACAAUUCUUCAGCUGUAUUAGUCAAUACCAAAGUAGCGAAGAACUUGGAGAACGGCUCUGUGACAAUGUAAACAAGGCUGUGCAGGCUUAUCGCAAACAUAAUAAAUCUUUACCUAUGCACCUUUUUAUUUAUCGUGAUGGUGUCAGCGAAGGUCAAAUUCGGAGUGUUUAUGAAAAUGAAGUGGAACCGCUGAAAGAGAAACUUGAAAAAAUAUAUUAUGGCCCUAAUUUCAAAUUAAUAUUCAUAAUCGUGAAUAAAAAAAUUAAUAUUCGACUUUUCGAAAAUCGAAAUAAUCCUCCGAUCGGUACAGUUGUUGAUGAUGUCAUAACGGAUCCACUUAGAUAUGAUUUCUUUCUCGUAUCGCAACAAGUUAGACAAGGUACUGUUUCACCAACAUCAUACAAUGUUAUCUAUGAUAAUACUGGAUUAGACGCAGAAUUGGUACAACAAGUCACGUACAAAUUAACUUAUCUGUAUUAUAAUUGCACAAGUACUGUUCGUGUGCCUGCUUGUCAUUAUGCACGAAAGUUAUCAUUCUUAGUGGGACGACAUCUUCAUAAACCUCCGGAUAAUCAGCUGCAAAAUCAGUUAUAUUUCUUAUAAUCCAAACGUUUAUUUUUCAAAAUUCUAUUUUCAUAUAUAUUUAAAAAUAUUUUGAUGUGUGUGUAUAUAUAUCAAAAUAUUUUUGAUAAUACAAUUUGUUAACAUGUAGCUCCAUUAAGUGUCAUCUAAUUAUCAAAUUUAAAUCUAAGAUUCUAAACUUUUCUUUUUGUUAAUUGCAAUAUA
Molecule: messenger RNA, 2945 nt
Organism: Pogonomyrmex barbatus (red harvester ant)
Lineage: Eukaryota; Metazoa; Arthropoda; Insecta; Hymenoptera; Formicidae
Product: piwi-like protein Siwi
Molecular function (GO): RNA binding; protein binding
Source: RefSeq, a predicted model, not a curated record